Colletotrichum phormii is the source of this 1049-nucleotide messenger RNA. RefSeq lists its product as uncharacterized. The record is from RefSeq and is a predicted model, not a curated record. Bases 126 to 701 code for a protein of 191 amino acids. The transcript is spliced from 3 exons. Lineage: Eukaryota; Fungi; Ascomycota; Sordariomycetes; Glomerellales; Glomerellaceae.
UCCCGUGCUAUGGGUGGAUGAACCAAGUGCAGCUGAGCCUACCACAGUUCCAGUAAUGGUUGGAUGCAAGGAAGGAAAGGAAUGGGAAAGGCAAGCACAGCCCAAAACCUGCAGAUUCCCGCCCGAUGAUAUUGUCCGCCAGUUCUAGCUCCCAUCCAUCUCUACUUUCAGCUUUACCGUCUCGUCUACCUUACCUUACUCGCUUCUUCUCUACGGUCUACCUCCCAACCAUACCUACUCCAUACGCAGCACCACGUCUCUAUUACGUCCUCAACUUUCAACAAGCGCCAACCCCGUCCCCAAUCUUCGUCUCCAUCUCCCUGCGCCUCACUUGGAUCUCCAUCAUCUCCUGCAUCCAUCUCUCCUCUAGGACGUCUACCGACCAAUACCGUUCCGCCUUGCCCAUCCCAAGCCACCGUCUUACUGUACAUGUAGACGAAGACUGGGCCCUCGACCAACUCAGACACCACUACCUAUCACUGCGUACGGUACCGAGUACACUACCUACAUCUGCCCGAGUGGGAAAUAGGACGGGUCAAGAUUGCCAUAUAGUUCAUCGCCAUCCCGCUACCCUAUUCCCCGCCUUCGCCUUUUGGGUCCACCCGUCAUUUCUUUGUCAACCCGUUUGGUCCCAGCAUCAACCUCGAAACACAAACACAAUUCGAAACAUUACGCACCAAGUUUUCCUCUCUAGCUUCUAAACCCGAGUCCGCACCAAGGCCUGGUCUCCAACACCUACACCCUCGCGCCAAAUCGAAAUUUGCUUCUCACCAGCUACCAUCCCGACCUUGCCGCUUUCGCGCCAUCCUCCGCCAUGCCCAUCCGCAACCCUUUUGCCCGCCGUCCGGGCCCUGCCACUCUCCAUGCAGACGAAAACUCACGACCCGAUGGCGAGAACCCGUCGCAUCCCGGCUUUGAGAAGCAAGACACGGUCGGAUCCAAAGCUUCCUCUUCCCUCAGCGUGAGGAGUUCCAAGAGCCAGGACAAUGGCGAAUACAAGAUGAGUGUCGUAAAUGACAGCGGCGUCUAUCUUCCGGUAUGCACCCCCG